Molecule: messenger RNA, 354 nt
Organism: Trichophyton rubrum CBS 118892
Lineage: Eukaryota; Fungi; Ascomycota; Eurotiomycetes; Onygenales; Arthrodermataceae
Exons: 3
Coding region: 1-354 (117 amino acids)
Source: RefSeq, a predicted model, not a curated record
AUGAAAGUUAAAGAUGACGAGGAGAUGAGAGGAUGCAAACAUUCCAACCUCCAUCAGCUUCAGCUUGACAGCUUGAUAUCGAACCCCUUUACGCACGGUACUGACCUGGUACCGUUUGAUACUUCUCACAAGAUGACCUACAUUUGCCGACGGAGCUAUAGCAGCAACUCCAAGCCACCCUCGCCUCAUGUCAUGGUAUACAAGAACUUCGGUCGCCCCUUUAUAAAGUUAUUUAUAGGCUCCUUGGUCUGCUAUCAAGCUGCUUAUUGGGCGUGGAACAAACUAGAGCGGGAAGAUAUAAUCCACCGCAGCGGCAGUGGAAACCGCAAGCCUGCGCAACCACCAAACAAUUGA